AUGAUGUUUGAUAGUGCUUGUCACAGUCAAUCUCCAGACCAAAACGAGCUUUUCUCCAGGAGAUGUGUAUGGGUGAACGGACCGGUCAUCGUCGGCGCCGGUCCUUCAGGCCUAGCAGUUGGUGCUGGUCUUAAAGACCAAGGAGUCCCAUUCAUCAUUCUAGAAAGAGCUGACUGCAUUGCUUCACUUUGGCAAAAGAGAACAUAUGAUCGCCUCAAGCUUCACCUCCCCAAACAGUUUUGCCAGUUACCCAACUUCCCUUUCCCGGAGGACUUCCCAGAGUACCCUUCCAAAAACCAGUUCAUCAAGUAUCUCGAGUCCUAUGCUAAGCACUUUGACAUAAACCCCAAUUUCAAUGAAACAGUUCAGUCUGCCAAGUACGACGAGACCUUUGGUCUAUGGCGGGUGAAGACCAUUGCUCAAAGUGGUACAGUCUUUGCUGUCGAAGUCGAGUACAUUUGCCGGUGGCUCGUGGUGGCUACCGGAGAGAAUUCCGAGAAAGUAGUGCCGGAGUUUGAAGGCUUGGAGAACUUUGGCGGCCAUGUCAUGCAUGCUUGCGACUAUAGAUCCGGCGCCGCUUACGGUGGCAAGAAUGUACUAGUUGUUGGAUGUGGAAAUUCCGGCAUGGAAGUCUCCCUUGAUCUUUGCAACCACGAUGCUAGCCCUUCCAUGGUUGUUCGAAGUUCGGUUCAUGUUUUGCCAAGGGAAAUUCUUGGAAAGUCAACAUUUGAAUUGGCAGUAUUUCUGAUGAAGUGGGUGCCGCUUUGGCUUGCUGACAAGAUAUUGCUGAUACUAGCUUGGAUAUUUCUGGGAAAUCUUCAAAAAUAUGGUAUAAAGAGACCAUCCACAGGUCCUUUGCAGCUGAAGCACAACUCUGGGAAGACUCCAGUUUUGGACAUUGGAGCUCUCCAGAAAAUAAGAUCUGGUGAAAUCAAGGUGGUUCCUGGAAUCAAGAGGUUCUCUCAUGGCAGUGUUGAGCUUGUUAAUGGUCAAAAUCUUAUGAUUGAUUCUGUCAUUUUGGCUACUGGGUAUCGCAGCAAUGUUCCUUCAUGGCUCAAGGAAAAUGAGUUCUUUUCUGGAGAUGGAAUCCCCAGAAAUCCAUUCCCAAAUGGGUGGAAAGGGAAAGCUGGACUUUAUGCAGUUGGGUUCACUAGGAGGGGACUAUCUGGAGCAUCAUUGGAUGCCAUUGGUGUAUCACAAGACAUUUCCAAGAGCUGGAAAGAAGAAACUAAGCAGAAACGGAAAACGGUGGCUGCUCGUCACCGUAGAUGUAUUUCGCAUUUCUAA
This is a messenger RNA of Fragaria vesca subsp. vesca, 1287 nucleotides long. RefSeq names its product flavin-containing monooxygenase YUCCA3-like (gene YUC4). The record is from RefSeq and is a predicted model, not a curated record. Bases 1 to 1287 code for a protein of 428 amino acids. Gene Ontology annotation, molecular function: N,N-dimethylaniline monooxygenase activity; NADP binding; flavin adenine dinucleotide binding. Lineage: Eukaryota; Viridiplantae; Streptophyta; Magnoliopsida; Rosales; Rosaceae. The transcript is spliced from 3 exons.